UUUUCUUUCUUUUUCAGUCGAUUUGCUCUCUACCACUGGCGAUGUAACCCUUUCAUGGACGUCUCCCAUGUACCCUAAGCUGUACUCGAAUGACACCAACAUAAAUCCUCUAUCACAACCAAUAACCGUACAGCAAGAUGCCUGGUUGGGGUCCCUCGUCACAAUCGGUGCGAUGGUUGGACCGUUUCCCUUUAGCUUCCUUGCCGAGAAAUAUGGCAGGAAAAUAAGCCUUCUGUGCAUAGCCCUACCUCACACAAUAGCCUACUUGACUAUGGCCUUUGCCAGAAAUAUAUACUGGUUCUACUUUGGAAGAGUUUUGGGAGGUCUCGCGAUGGGUGGCGGAUACACGCUGGUGCCGAUGUACAUCGCAGAAGUGUCGAGAGACAAGAACAGAGGGGCAAUGUCGCAAACCCUCAACGUAUUCACGUCGAUUGGGAACUUUUUGCCUUACGCCAUUGGUCCAUUCUUGUCUGUUAGAUGGUUUAACCUGAUACUGGCCGCCAUCCCAACUGUUUGUUUCUUGAUAUUCGUGUUUGUUGGACCUGAGACUCCUCACUACUUG
Anoplophora glabripennis (Asian longhorned beetle) is the source of this 562-nucleotide messenger RNA. RefSeq names its product sugar transporter ERD6-like 4. Gene Ontology annotation, biological process: transmembrane transport. NCBI's taxonomy places the organism in Eukaryota, Metazoa, Arthropoda, Insecta, Coleoptera, Cerambycidae. The annotation marks the transcript as partial. Gene Ontology annotation, molecular function: transmembrane transporter activity. The transcript has a single exon. The record is from RefSeq and is a predicted model, not a curated record. Gene Ontology annotation, cellular component: membrane.